ACCGCUCAGUUGGCAAAGUUUGACGCGCAGACUUUCAUAGCGCAGACGCGUUAGAUAGAAACUAGUAAACUAUGCGGGAUAUUUCUCACUGACUGAACAGAAUUUAUUUGCUCCUCGGCGAUAAGAAGUCCGGCGCCUGUAAGCUCAUGUCUGACCGUGAACGGAGCUAUAUUAACCUCCACCUGCUCAUCAAAGUUUUGUUUUCGGUGUUUGUGGGCGCAUAACUUUGACAAGAAGACAAGCACUUGGAUUUGGGGGUUCUUUGGCACAAGACGGGACAUCGUGUGCUCCAGGAGUCAGGCACCGCGGUUAACAAGUGGCUCUCAUUUGCGGGUGGAGGAGGAGGCUCUGAAAGUUGCUGAAUGGAAAGUUAGUUUUGACCAAAAAGUUUCUCGGUCACGGGAUAUUUGAAGUAAAUCAUAUUUUCAUUUGAGCCACUGGAGGGUUGAAACGACAUUUUCCUGUUAUUUAAAGCGUGUUUUGUAGAGUUUGCUAUCACCAUGAAUGGACCGGUGGUUUUCCAGAUGUGGAUGCUUUUAUUGUUAGGGACUAUGACCGAUGUCUCGAGGGCUCAGGUCUCCACCGCCAAAGUGAUGAGGGGCAACGUCAGGAGAGACGACAGCAAUCGCCUCACCACAGACUUAUACCGCAAAGAGGAAAACAUCACAAUAACGCCGGUGGGUGGAGUCAUCCAAAGCCCACGCUACCCCAACGCUUACCCCCGCAAUCUGCUGUUGUCAUGGAAACUGCUGUCACCACCAGCGAGCCGCAUACACCUGGAGUUUGACGGACACUUCGGCCUGGAGGAGGCUGAUAAUGGAGUAUGCAGGUAUGACUUUGUUGAAGUGGAAGACCAAUCAGAGACCAGCACUAUAAUUUGGGGUCGCUGGUGUGGGCAGAAGGCACCACCUAGUCUCAACUCCAAAACCACCACUCUCAGAGUCACCUUCAAGUCUGAUGAUUACUUUGUUGCAAAGCCGGGAUUCAAAAUGUACUACUCGCUGCUGUAUGACUCUUCUCUGCCUGCAUCCAACACCAACUGGGAGGCUGUCACUAUGCUCAUGUCGGACAGUGGUGGACAACAGAUGCCAGCAGCAGUCACAGAGGUUCCUUUCUCAUUGGACGAUUUGGACCGGACCAUAGCUGCCUUUGACACUGUAGAGCAGCUUCUCAGAUCCCUGAGCCCAGACACCUGGCGACAGGACCUGGACAGCAUCUACACUCAAACACACAUACAUUAUAGAUCCAGGGCCUAUCAUCUGGCAAGCAGACAUAAUAAAGUUGAUCUAAACCGCCUCUUUGAUGAUGUCAAGCGAUACAGCUGUACUCCUCGCAACUACUCUGUAAACCUGCGUGAGGAGCUCAGAGCCACCAACGCCGUCUUCUUCCCUCGAUGUCUGCUGGUCAAACGCUGCGGAGGCAACUGUGGCUGUGGAACUGACAACUGGAACAGCGGCUGCACCUGUCAGGCCUCCAAGACGACACUCAAACUACAUGAGGUGCUGAAGUACUCCCCAGAGGUCACUCUGCAUCAGAGCCAGCGGAGGCCGCGGGUGCGCUGGAUCAUAGACGAGAUCUUCCUCACACACCAUGAAAAGUGUGAGUGUGCGUGUCCCUCCCAGCCCCCUCGCUGAGACACUCAGACUGGCACGUGCAUCUGGAACUGUUGGACGAGUUCUUCUUUUAUCUCUUUUGCAACGGACUUCAUACAAUAACAGCAACACACAUGCAGCAAAGAAGAAGGCAGCAAUUUGACUGACAGCUUGCAUCGUACACAUUGACAUUUGUUCUUGCAAGUAAAACACCUAACUUCCUCUGUAAACAGGCCAAACUUGUAAAUGCAUUAAUGUUUCUAGCCAAACACAAUUGAUCUUUAACUUCCCUGCAACUUGGUGUCUAAAUCUUGCCUGUAUAGACCCCAUUUAAACAUAAUGUGCACUGUAAAGUGUUCAAAUAACAGUGGAUUGUCUCCAAAGGAAUUCACUGCAAAUUAAAUCCGUUUUUUUCCACCAAAAACUAAAUAAUGAAACACAUUUGGAAUAUAGAAAAAUACCACAUUAUGUAGAAAUAACAUCCAUAUUGUAUCUAUUGUAUUCUAACCAUAUUGUAACUUACAUUUACACAAUGAUCAAAGGAGUUCAAUGGAUACCAACUUGAUUGAAUCGAAAUUGACUCCAACCACUGUGUAAACUGUUUUUGUAUUCCUAUUUCAUGAGCAUGUAUCUUCGUGUUAUAAUGAGACUUCAGGCACUUCUUCUGCCAGGAAUAUGCUGGGUUGAGGGAGCGUGAGACAGACAGAGGGAGGGAGAAGGGUUGGAGGAAGUGUAGGCCAAAAUAACACUUUAUCUUGAUGUGAAAUUAGGCUAACCACAACCCUCCAGAUCUGAAUUGCACAUUAACACACACACACACAUUCACUCUAGGCUUCCACUCCUACCUAAAGAUAAAAACGGUAGUUAUUUAUACUGAAUUUUUCACUUCUCUGUUUUUCAGUGCAGCCCUCCUUUCUUUUGCACACAUUCCUGCAUAUAUUCCCUUUGUCUGUCCUUCCAUCCAUACACUUUCCACUCCUUUUCUUUCUCUCUCUCUAAUGCACGCACAUCCUCUCUCCCUCCAUCAGUCAUUCUCCAACACAUCAAAGGAGAUGUCAGAUGAGGCCGUCGCGGUCUGCCCAGUUUUCUGAGCGUUCCUGGCAUUCCAACUGCUAACCGGAAUUCUGCUAACACGGAUAAAACUGUGAUCCUUAGACCCCAAACACAUAAGAGGAAAGAUGGAGAGACACUCAGGAAGAGCAACUGGGAGUUUUUUUCAGGAAAGGCUACAGACAGAAAAGGGACAAUCAAGCAAGCCACCUAUUUGUAGAUUACCAGCUCUCCUGGAUGAGAGCUGAGGGGAGCUACUUCCAAGAUACAGUACAUAAAAGAUUGCAGCUACUUCAGCGAGUUCAAUCAGCAUGUUCAUGUUUUUCUUUUUUUUUUUUGUCACGCUGCUUAUGAAGAUGCUCAUAUGUAUCACUAUCUGACCCACUUCUUUGCACAUCUGCAGCAGCACCACAGUGAAAAAGAGAUCUGUGGGAAUUGGAGUAAUGUUCUUGGUCUGAAAAUACAACUGAUACUUGAGUGAGUGUGUGUAUGCGUGUGUAUGUGUGUGCAGUCUGCCUGUAACAGCUCAGGAAGAGGUCCUUUUGUUUAAGAGGUGGAGGGUUACCAACAGUCUGUGAGAGCUGGCAGCAGGUACAAGCAUGUGAAUGGUCGGCAUGUGACUAUGCGUGCAAGUGUGUGUGUGUGUGUGUGUGUGUAAGUAACUAGAGUAUCAAAGCAACACAGUGAGAAUUCAAACUAACUGCUUAUCAUUUCCAUACACAUGACCCAGCUGUGAGAAAUAAAAGACACUGUCAUCUGUCAUCCCUCCAUCAUAUCCCAUGUGUCCCACCAUCACACUCCAAGAACCCCCGACAGGCUGGAUUUACGCCGAGAAAAUGGGAUUUUACACACUACUUUUGUUCUAAAGACAGGCAAAAAAAGAAUAACUGGACACUGAGACGAUUUCCUCGGUCACAGUGAAACCCGAUCAACUGUGUGCCGGCAGUGCUUUUAUGUGCAUGUGUGUACUGCAAGUCAAUGGUGUUAUCUGGCAGCUGUCAGAUACAAAACACUAAAUAUUCCAAAGUAGUGUCUGGUUGUGCCGCAGUGACAUACCAACUGAUUUCAUCCCAGACACCCUCCACACACGCACGCAUGCACAGUUGUUCUUGGCUAUAGUUCAUCUAAAACAGCCUCACUUUACUUUAAAGCUUUUGUCUUCCGUUAUCUUGCAAAAGUUAGCUUUCAUUCUUGUGUGUUGCAUUUUGAAACACAAAGAUAUCCAUAAAACUCAUAACGAGUUGGUGAUUCGUUCAAAUUUCACAGAGGAUGGUUAUCAGGUUAAUUACCCAGUUAUAUCUUCCGUAGCUAAUGAGCCAGAUGGUGAUUAGGUAACGUCUCAUUUUCCAAGAUGCUUUGCUGCAAAAUGUAGUUACUGUACCAACGACUAUGUUUGAGCUUUUAUGAUAUUGCAAAUUUAUGUGUGGGGUGUCUGUGCGUGUGUGUGAGUGUGUGUGUGCAUCCUGUGUCUGCCAGUUUUCUGACGUUAUCAGCACAUUCCAGUGUUGCGUGCCCCAAAGUUGACAUUCCUCUUUUUCCUCAUAACCGUUUGUGUUCACUUCCAGUUCUUUUCAAUAGAAAUCACAUGUAUUUCAACGGCAGACAUUUAAACCUGCUUGUGCAAAUGUUUUGGUUUAUUUACGUUAACUAUGAGCAUCAAAAGGUAAGAUUUGGCCCAGAGUUUCAGCUUAGUUUCUGAGGAUUGUGGGGGAUUGUACGGUCAUAUUUUCAACUCAGAGAAAAGUUGUUGAUGUUAGUUUUAGCAAAAAAAGAAAACAGUCAACCUGCUUUGCUGUAUUUGGAAAAACCUUCAUGACAAAACUGUAUGCUUUACUUAAAUAAUUUAUUGUGUUUUUCCUUUAUUGUUUUAUUAAAAAUAUCAGCUGGU
Messenger RNA from Morone saxatilis (striped sea-bass), 4530 nucleotides. It is a transcript of the gene pdgfd, whose product is annotated as platelet derived growth factor d. The record is from RefSeq and is a predicted model, not a curated record. Lineage: Eukaryota; Metazoa; Chordata; Actinopteri; Moronidae. Gene Ontology annotation, molecular function: platelet-derived growth factor receptor binding; growth factor activity. Gene Ontology annotation, cellular component: membrane. The coding region runs from base 501 to 1634 and encodes 377 amino acids. Gene Ontology annotation, biological process: positive regulation of ERK1 and ERK2 cascade; positive regulation of cell migration; positive regulation of MAP kinase activity. The transcript is spliced from 7 exons.